This is a messenger RNA of Ostrea edulis (European flat oyster), 5763 nucleotides long. Its product is annotated as acylamino-acid-releasing enzyme-like. Gene Ontology annotation, biological process: proteolysis. The record is from RefSeq and is a predicted model, not a curated record. NCBI's taxonomy places the organism in Eukaryota, Metazoa, Mollusca, Bivalvia, Ostreida, Ostreidae. Gene Ontology annotation, molecular function: serine-type endopeptidase activity. The transcript is spliced from 23 exons. Bases 413 to 2710 code for a protein of 765 amino acids.
UGAUUUUUCUAGCAUUCGAUCCCUGGUUGUGGAAUAUAUAUGGAGGCUAAUUUGUAAAUAAUAUCGGAGAAAUCAGCUAUAUGUAUAAUGUUUAGGAAAUGUGUUUUUUUUAUACCUGAUAUUUCAGAAUUUCAUUUGCGAACAUUAUUAGUUUGUUUUGUAUUUUUUCAUUCGAUUUCAAAACGACUGGUUUUCAGAAUAGUGGGAUUUUUUCUCAUGGGCUGCAUCUUUCUUAGACUUAGGUCCUUGAUUGUAGCCAGGUUUAUAAAUUACCUGCCCAUCUACCUUAAGCUAUAGCAUAGCGAGGGCGAACCAGGCAGGGCCCUACACAUGUAUAAUUUAUUAAAUAAAUUUAUCAUCGAGGUAACCGCAGGUAAGUGAUGCUACCAUAGUAACAGAUUCGUGGCAACAGAUGAAGAUUUCAGAAUUCGAGAAGUCGCUGUUACAUGUAUUUAUCAAGGGUUACCUGGGUAGCUAUAAUGACCUAGAUAUAGCUCAAGCUUAUACAUAUCGAUUUGUGUACUCAUUGAAAAUCUUAUCAACACUGUAUAACCUAAUACGCAAGUUCCAAGAUAUCAGCUCUUCUGUGAUGGAGCUAACGUCAGCCAUCGAAGUGUACAGGAGACUGGUUUCUCACCCAGAACCAGUGGUAGCUUGGUUCUCUUAUAAUGGCAUCCAGAACCAGAUAGCUGUCAACUCUAUAUGGAAUCAGAGUGACCUUGACAGAUUGGAGAAGGUGAAGUUCACCAAGAGUUAUGUUGUCACUGAGAACAGUCCUGCCAAAUUUGAAGUAAUUCACAGAAAGAUUUCAACAACGGAUAAUGAUGUAAUGUACAAUGAGGAAGCACCCUCUGGAAAGUUCAAUGCGAUCAUUAGAAAAUUUACACCCAAGAAAGGAGGGGAAGAGAAACAGUUCAUUGAGAUUUGGAAUCAUUGUAAAAAGAUCAAGCAGUUUGAUGUCUUGGGCAAAGAAAAACAUGGGAAGAUCUGCACUAAGGAUGGUCAGUUUGGGAGUCUGCAUUGGUCUAAAGAUGAGACAAAGCUGUUAUACGUAGCAGAGAGGAAGCCACCCAAGAUGGUGUCAUUCUUUGAUACCAAAGCAGGAGAGAAAACUGAUGGAGAACCCCCGGUCAGGGGUCACGAGCAUGACUUCAAGCAGGACUGGGGAGAACAGCUGAUAAGUAAACACAAUCUGGCGUUAAAUGUCCUGGACCUAGAGAGUGGGGAUAUAAACACGCUGGACACCAUUCCCAGUGAUCUCUCUGUUGGACAGGCCAUCUGGACUCCAAAGGAUGAAUUGGUGUUUGUGGGUUGGAAGCAAGAACCAUACCGGCUGGGACUGACCUACUGUCCAAUCAGAAAGUCAGCAAUUUACCUUUUGGACUUGAAAACAUCAACCAUCAAGCAACUCAGUGAAGAAAACAGAGCAAGCUGGCUGCCAAGAUUGAGUCCAGAUGGAUCAAAGUUGAUUUACUUAGACAACGCUAUUGGGGGCCCACACUACCAAUGUUCUAGACUGAUGAUGUGUGACAUGAAGACGGGAAAACUAACUGUUCUGGUGGAUAUUGUGAAAGAUCCCAAAGGGGAUGACUGUCCUGGUGUGUACUCUAUGUCGCUACCUCAGAGAUGCUGGACGUCGGACGGGAAGAGGGUCUUCAUCAACAGUGUGUGGAGACGUCAGCUGGGAGUGCUGGUGGUGAACACGGAGACCGGAAAGAUCACGCCCAUUCUCAGUGAAUCCCACACCUGUCUGAGGGUCACUGAUGUUAUUGACAACAGGCUGUUAGUCCUUCACUCCAGCAUCAAUCAACUGCCAUAUUUUAGUAUAUGCAGACUUCCAGAGAGUGGACAAGAAUCUACAGCGGUGUUCCAACCUCUAGAUGACCCCGAGCCAUCUCUGGACAUCAAUUUUGAGGUCCUUAAAUUCCUCCCGACAAAUCGACCUCACCCUAAAGUUGGUACACUUGAAUAUGAAGGUAUUCUAGUCACACCGAAAAACGGCAAAGAUAAACACCCCUUAAUUGUGUUCCCUCAUGGUGGUCCGCAUUCAGUGUUCACUACAGAUUUCAAGCUUUUCCCUGCUGUUUUUACGCUCUCUGGAUUUGCAGUGAUAUACAUUAACUACCGAGGCUCCAUUGGUUACGGAGACAACAGUCUUCGCUCCUUGCCUGGGAAUGUAGGGGACAUGGAUGUGAAAGAUUGUCAGGAAGUUGCUGAGAGUGUUGUGAAAUUAGAUCAAAUAGAUGAAAGUAAAGUAGCUGUGUUUGGUGGAUCCCAUGGAGGAUUUCUAACAACUCAUCUGAUUGGCCAAUAUCCAGAGUUUUACAAAGUAGCUUGUUGUAGAAACCCAGUGACAAAUAUAGCAAGUAUGAUGCCAGAAUCAGACAUUCCAGAUUGGUGCCAUACAGAGAGUGGAUUUGAAUUUACAUAUGAUUCCUUAACAACUGGAGAGAAAUUAACGGAAAUGUGGAAGAAGUCGCCCCUACAAUAUGUAGAUAAGGUACAGGCCCCACUGUUGAUUAUGCUUGGGUUAGAUGAUGCCCGUGUUCCUCCAAAACAGGGUGAGGAAUAUUACAAACAGAUGAAGGCCAGGAACAAAAAAUGCAGGUUGAUUGGGUACAAAGAUAACUGUCAUCCCAUCGACAAAGUGGAGGCCUCGGCGGACGCCUGCAUCAACGUUCUGGACUGGUUCUGGCAACACCUGGACUAGAGUUCACGGAUUCGAUCAUGUGACAGUUUUAAUUACUGUUUAAAACACCCAGUAAAUUCUGUAACGAAGCGUGGUAGCAGCUAAGUAAUAAUGUGUUGUGGUCAAGGCCAAUGAAUAAGCAUUGUAAUCAGGAAAGUAAUUGCUGGAUGAUUGACUUGGAAUCAGGAUUUCCGGAUGAAAAACCCAACACCAGUGAUAAGAGUCUUCAAAUUUAAUGAACCUUUCAGUUAUCGAUCUUAAUUAUAAUUUUCUUAUUUUGAUAAUUCAAUAAUUCUACAGAUAUAAGAUCUUAUGUCAUACUGUCAUUUAAUUUCAUUUUACAUGUAUUGUGUUUUAUUGUUGCUUUUCUCUUCUUACCCUUGUGAACCGCCUUGGAUUAAUUUUGUUUUAUAUAAGGUGCUAUAUAAAUUUUAUUAUGAUUAUUAUUAUAUUGACCAUCGAUAAUGCAUAAUAUUAUUUGUGACAAAUCAAAUAAGGCACUCACAAUGAUUUAAAUGUUGACCUUGCAAUAUGGUAUGUAGUGCAUAUUACAAGGUGCAAGAUAGAUAUUUUUGGGCCCCCCUGAGGGAGCAUUGAAGAGGUACAUACAAAGGAAUAGAUACCUCAGAGAUAGAUUACCAUAUCAAAAUACUUUUACACUCAGCCAUGUUAGUGAUUGAUGAUGAGAAGGGGUUGCAAUAGCACAUAAUGUAUUAUUUUUUAUGACAAUGAGUGAUCAGGGAGUAUUUUGUGAUUUGAAAUAUACCUUCCGAUUUUUCUCCCAAAGUUCUAAUAAUUUACCUCAGUAUGAAAUGUGUAAUAUGCAGUGUUUAAAGUAAUAGUCUACAUUUUAGUCAGAAGAAUUCAUGUUCUAUUUUACAAAUAAACAUAUUUUGCACAAUUGAUAGCAAUUGAAAAUAUGUUUAUUUAUAUCUUUGGAUGUCUUUCAUUACAUUCUGUGUGAUGAAUGCCUGAAUUUUGUGUGUAAUAUCACAGUACUAUUAUGGAUUCUUAGUACAUACAUAUACCACAGUUUUGAUAGUUUUUCCUAGAGAUUCUACAGGAAAUACACCCACCCACCCCCGACUCUUACUGAGCCAUAAAAACCUGUGGCCCUUUUCACAAAACAUCUUGCGAUUAAGAUAAAAAGUUUAAAACACUCUAAUUCUUUUGCAAUUCUUCAAUCACAUAUUUCUAAAUGAGCAAAACUUAGUGUAUACAUAGCAGAAAAACUGGCAUUCUUACUUGGGGCAUAGUUGCACUCAGUUGAAUAUAAGGUAGAUACGAAAAUUUGUUAUCUUAGUUAUAAGUUUUUUUGUGAAAAUGGACACAGCAUUGUAAAUGCUUGGGGUCUACUUUGAUUCAUUACUUGAUGAUUGUGAUGUCACAUCUGUUUACAUCACUAGAUGAUUGUGACUUCACAUCUGUUUACAUCACUAGAUGAUUGUGACAUCAAUAUUAACAGCACUUUUUAUUAUAUUGUGACGUGAAUAUCUGUGUGUAUAUUGAUUAAAGUAAGCAGAACGUGCACCCCUAGAAUUACAAGUACAUAGAAUUUGAGAACAAAGCAAUAAAUAAAUAAUUCACUUGAUAUCAGAGGAAAAAUGCCUGCCACUGAAAUAGUAGUUUCAGAUUUGUGUCUUACGUGGUGAGGUAUGUGUUUUACGUGGUGUGGUAUUUUUGGAUUUGUGUUUUACGUGGUGAGGUAUGUGUUUUACGUGGUGAGGUAUGUGUUUUACGUGGUGAGGUAUGGAGAAAUAUACAACUAAGGAUCAAAAGCAUUUCAGCACUGCUAAUUUUCACUAUAUAAUUCAUUGAAUGAUACAAGUUUUAAAGCACUAUAUAUAAUAAAACUAUUUCUACUACAGCUAUCACUAUAAAAAAUUCACUAAUCAUGCAUAAUCACCUAGAUUUAAUUCUGUCAUUGCUAUUUGUUCUAUAUGUGUUGCAAUUUUUGAACACUCACAAGGAUAAUCAUGUUGUAAGAACUUUAUUUGAACUUAAUCUUAUACAGUUCAUAUUAAUUGGCAUUUUAAAAAAUCUACCUUGUAGUUCAGAAAUUGACCCACAUAAAAUAAUACUAAAAGUAACAUUUGUCAUGAAUCUUGAGUGAACUCUACAUAAUUAUAUAUUCUGAAAAUUUCAAAAUGAUAACAUUAAUUAUCAAAUUUUGGUGAAGUUCUUAAAAUAUGAUUGAAUGUUUUAACGAAUAGGCCUAUAUAUAGCUAUUACAGUGAGAGUUAGCAGUGCGAAAAUACUUUUGACCGUUGAGUGUACAUUACGUAUAAAAUAUAUUUUUAAAACAAAGUAGACUCUCACUCCCACCCCCACCCCCGACCGCUCCUGAAAGGCAGACUAGGCUAAAAUAACAAGGCGAAUAAUAGAUCAAUGUAAAUGCACAUCGAUAUUACGAUCGGGUUCGGAAUUGCAAAAAUUUCAAAAUAUACACAUGUGAAACCCGGCUCAAUGGAGAGUAGCGAUCAAUCGAAUAAGAAACGGUUAGAAGUCGUGGAUUCUGGGUCAUUAGACGAAACAUGUAAGACAUUUGUGUUUCAUAAUGAGGACCACACUUUGGGAAAUUCUCUGAGGUAUAUGAUCAUGAAGAACCCCGGUGUUCAAUUCUGUGGCUACAGUGUUCCUCAUCCGUCAGAAAACAAAAUUAACUUCAGAAUUCAAACUCACGGCGACGAAAGUACGGAGGUGUUGAAGAAAGGACUAAAGGAUCUCAACAGUGUUUGUGAGCACGUGCUGGAGACCUUUCAAUCUAGUGUUCAGGAAUAUAAACGACGCAAUUUCUCAUCAGAUGUUGAAAUGGCUGAUGCUUGAAAAUUGAUUUGUAGUUGCGCAAUAGUUUCUCAGUUUUAUGACAGGCUGUGUGAAAAAUCUGUUUUGUCGAUUAUACAAAUUCCAACAUGUUGCCACUGUGUGUAUAAUGCCAUUAAAACAAGCAACCCAGACAUUUAUUGUUAUAGUAACUGUAAAAGAUGUUGAUUAAUAUCUGAAGUGUUGUAAAAAAAGAAUUAUGAUGAUGUCACAAAUUCCGUUAAUAAUAAUUUUGAAUGUCUGUUCAUGAA